Messenger RNA from Cryptomeria japonica (Japanese cedar), 1761 nucleotides. RefSeq names its product protein NRT1/ PTR FAMILY 5.10. Gene Ontology annotation, biological process: transmembrane transport; dipeptide transport. The coding region runs from base 1 to 1761 and encodes 586 amino acids. The transcript is spliced from 3 exons. The record is from RefSeq and is a predicted model, not a curated record. Gene Ontology annotation, cellular component: membrane. NCBI's taxonomy places the organism in Eukaryota, Viridiplantae, Streptophyta, Pinopsida, Cupressales, Cupressaceae. Gene Ontology annotation, molecular function: dipeptide transmembrane transporter activity; tripeptide transmembrane transporter activity.
AUGGAAGCCACUUCCUCCUAUGAAUCUCCUCUCCUCACCAAUAUAGCUGAAGAUGGGUGCACAGAUCUCCAUGGAAGGCUUGUCAGCAGAAAGCUCAGAGGAGGAUGGAAAGCUUCUCUUCUCAUAAUUGGUGUUGAAGUGGCAGAGAGAUUUUGCUACAAUAGUGUUUAUAAUAACUUGCUCUCUUAUCUCACUAAUGUUAUGCACCAGAGUGCUGCCACUGCUGCUAAGAAUGUUAAUGUCUGGUAUGGUGUUGCAUCCAUGCUUCCCCUUGUUGGAGGUUAUCUUUCAGAUUGCUGUUUGGGGCAGUACACAACCAUUAUUUUAUCAUCUCUGGUUUAUCUGCUGGGGUUGAUCUGUUUAACUCUUGCAGCCUCUCUGACAUUUUUUAUCCCGCCACCAUGUGACAAAACAUCAUUUUCCUGUCCCAGUCCUACGGUUUAUCAGGUGGGGUUUCUCUUCAUUUCACUAUACUUGGUUGCUUUGGCUCAAGGAGGCCAUAGACCAUCUAUACAAGCAUUUGGUGCAGACCAACUUGAUGAGAGAGAUCCAACAGAGAGGAAAUCUAAGAGCUCCUUCUUCAAUUGGUGGAAUUUUGGUAUAAGCAUUGGUUUACUUUUAUCUGGUGUUGUGAUUGUCUACAUUCAAGAAAAUGUAGGGUGGGGUAUUGGAUUUGCAAUCCCAACUGUAGCCAUGGCGAUAGCAUUCUCUGUCUUCAUGUGUGGAACAAUAAUGUACCAACAUAAAAUUUUACCCUCCACCAAUCCAAUAAUUCGUAUUCUUCAAGUUUUUGUUGCAGCGAGUCUCAAGUGGAAUGUUUCUAUCGAUUCUCAAGGAGAACAGAACUUAUCUGUUGAUCAAGGAUUUAGUGAAACAACAAAGCUUCUACCCACUGAUCAAUUCAGGUUUCUUGACAAAGCAACUAUUGAAAUCAAUCUGGACCAUGAAAACAGAACAAAUCUUGAUUGGAGGUUAUGCACUGUCACACAGGUGGAAGAGGCAAAACUUGUCCUGAGAUUGCUGCUCAUUUGGGUAUCUUGUUUGAUGUAUGGAGUUGUUUUUGCACAGUCUUCAACAUUCUUUACAAAACAGGGCAGCACAAUGGAUAGGAGGGUAAUUGGAAACCUAAAAAUAGCUGGAGCUUCCAUGCAGAACUUUAUUACCAUAACUGUUCUAGUGCUGGUGCCUGUCUAUGAUCAAAUCUUUGUCCCACUGGCCAGAAGCAUUACUGGAAAUAAACGUGGUAUAACACUGCUACAGAGGAUAGGUGUUGGUAUGUUUAUUUCUGUCAUUUCUAUGGUUGUUGCAGCAGUGACUGAAAUGAAAAGGCUUCAAGUAGCAAAAGAAUAUGGAUUGAUAGACAUGCCCCAAGUGACAAUUCCACUAAGUAUUUUUUGGUUGCUUCCACAAUACAUUCUGUUUGGUAUUGCUGAUGUGUUUGCAGUUGUAGGCUUGCAAGAGUUAUUUUAUGAUCAGAUGCCUGAGACAAUGAGAAGCUUGGGAAUUGCCUUAUAUUUGAGUAUUUUUGGAGUGGGUAGUUUCUUAAGUAGCUUUCUUAUUUGUAUUAUUGAGGAACUUAGUAGCAGAGGUGGGGGACAAAACUGGUUUGCAGACAACCUAAACAAAGCUCACUUGGACUACUAUUACUGGCUUUUGGUUGCAUUGAGUGCACUAUUUCUAUGUAUCUAUCUCAUCUUUGCCAAUUGCUUCAUCUAUAAGAAAGAAGAAAGUAAUGUUUAUAGAGAUGAAGAGAUUUCCUGA